Messenger RNA from Geodia barretti, 393 nucleotides. NCBI's taxonomy places the organism in Eukaryota, Metazoa, Porifera, Demospongiae, Tetractinellida, Geodiidae. The record is from the annotation of a GenBank genome assembly.
GGAGGAGUGACAUUUGACCCUGACCAGGGUACCCUUACCUGUAUCUCCACUGGUGGACCUGCUACCACUGUCACUUGGACCAGAGACUCCACCACUGUCACCCAAGGAACCCAGACUGUGUUGAAUGAUCCAGUGACUGCACAGUACACCCACACUCUGACUGUGACUGAUUUGGGAGCAUACACAUGUACUGUGUCUAAUUCCAGGCCAUCAUCUGCAUCAGCUAACAUCACAUUAGUUUCAGAUCCUUCGCCUCCCACUAGUGUGACAGCUGUCCAGAGAGGACCAACAAGUAUUGAAGUAACCUGGAACCGUCCUGUUUCUCCAUUGAAUGGUAUCACUGGCUAUGAAAUCUCCUACUCUGGGGGAUCUGCAGGCAGUGUGAAUGUUGCU